CGCGUCUUCUGCGCGGGCGAACGGGACCAGUUAUGGCGGACGAGGACAAGGGGACUUUGGGAGUGAAAAGACAGAAAAAGGGGGAUGAAGGCAAGAGUUUGAAGGCUGAGGAUUUAAAUGACGAUGUUUUAUCUAGUUUGCCAGUGAAAGAGCUGAAUCAUCUGUUGCGUGGUCUUCCCGAUGAUGAAGUAUAUAGACUAAAACAACGCCGACGAACACUGAAAAACCGUGGCUACGCACAGAACAGCAGAACUAAACGCGUAAGACAGCGAGAGGAUCUCGAAGAUGAACGGCAACAAUUGAAAAACGAACUUUAUUCAAUAUGCAAAGAAAACGAAGACUUGCGAAGAGAGAGAGACGAAGCUAGGAGAAAGUACGACUCUUUACAGAAACUUUUGACUAACCGUACUAAGCAAAUUGGUUUGCAAAAUACUACUAGUACUGAACUAGAUGAUCCCAUUGAUGUAGUUGGCAUUGAGGAAGCAGAAAGACCAGCGAGAAUUAAGCGGGAAAAAGCCACUGACAAUCAUCAAAAUGAGAUGGAAUCUGCAAAACAGGAUAGACAUAAUCAGGAUACUAGUGAAGAAGGAAGCGAUGAAUCGCGGUAAUACCUGAAAUCGACAAGGAACAUAGGUUUGUUUACAAUCGUAAAGACGCGUGGUCACAUGUUGUGAUGAUGCGUUCUAGAACUUUGGGUCUUACUGAUGUGUACUUGUGUGUAUAAUAUCUAUACAAAUACCAAUGGAAGAACUAUCUAAGAGGAGUAACAACAAUUAGGUAGMAACGUAAAUUUAUGACUGAUCGUGAAUUCGCCAAUUAUGCAAGAGCGGGUGUACGAGGCAGGGACCCGAGCUCCAUUCACUAGACAUGAAAUCUACAUUGUUUACAACCGUACUAUUUCAUCGUAAGCRCGUCUACAGUGCAUCGUUGAUUUCACGGUCAUAAAAGGAACUGUUCUCGUGUUUAGGGAGARAAAAGGAAUACUCAGACUGUAGUAAUAUUGUAGUAAAACCAACUUCAUUGAAUCAAUGAUCAUGACAAWUGUCACAUCUGAUACAAAUACAUGGAUCGAAACUAACUUUAAAGUCUUCGUAAUAAGGAGGUUAAUAGACUGUUCCUCACUGAUUCAACCAACUAUCUAUAUUUUAAAAGAACGCCAAUAAAAAACGUUGAAUUAUA
Molecule: messenger RNA, 1179 nt
Organism: Exaiptasia diaphana
Lineage: Eukaryota; Metazoa; Cnidaria; Anthozoa; Actiniaria; Aiptasiidae
Product: transcription factor MafK
Exons: 1
Coding region: 33-608 (191 amino acids)
Biological process (GO): regulation of transcription by RNA polymerase II
Cellular component (GO): nucleus
Molecular function (GO): RNA polymerase II cis-regulatory region sequence-specific DNA binding; DNA-binding transcription factor activity, RNA polymerase II-specific
Source: RefSeq, a predicted model, not a curated record